Molecule: messenger RNA, 933 nt
Organism: Puccinia triticina
Lineage: Eukaryota; Fungi; Basidiomycota; Pucciniomycetes; Pucciniales; Pucciniaceae
Exons: 9
Coding region: 1-933 (310 amino acids)
Source: RefSeq, a predicted model, not a curated record
AUGACGCAAACCCAGCUCCCUCCGUGUAUCGUUCAUGCCUUCCGACAGCUCAAAAUCCCUACCGAAGGAUUAGUCCAGGUCUCGCCCCAGAAGGUGACCGAUACCAGUCAAGGUCUGAGUUAUUUUGUCAAGACGACAAGCUCGGCUGAUGGUGUGAAAAGAUUCAGGGAAAGUCUCAAGUAUCGCUACCUCUAUGAGUCACUCCGAGCACUUCGAGCUUCAGCGCCUGGUUUUGUACCAAAACCUCUGGGCAUUUUCAACGAUGAGGGCAAAACUGUAAUGAUUUCCGAAUGUUUUGAUCUAUCGCAUAUGGAAUCUUGCCUGGAGCCCUCCCUUGCUCGUGAAGUAGCCAACAUGCAUGACCCUAUUCGAGCCUCUUCUCUAUCACCAAAUGGAAUGUACGGAUUCGAUGUCCCGACGUAUUGCGGUGAAACCGAGCAGGAUAACACGUGGGCAGGUGAUUGGAUGGUGUUUUUCAGAGAUCGGCGAAUCAAGAGUUUGGUGGACCGAAUCGAAGACGAAGAAAUAGCCACAUUAGGGAAGACCAUGUGUGAUCAGGUGAUUCCAUUUCUCCUCACUGAUUUCGCUCCAGCUCCGGUACCGGUAAUCAUCCAUGGUGACCUAUGGGCAGGAAAUAUAUCUGUGAGUCGGAAGAACGGCCUACCGGUCUUGUUUGACCCUUCAAGCUAUUACGGACAUAACGAAGUCGAAUUGGGUAUCAUGAAAAUGUUCGGAGGCAGGUCCGACGCGUUUUUUGAAGAGUACUAUAAGCACCGACCCAAAAGCCAGCCUCACCAUGAUGAGCGAAUCAGGUUAUACGAGCUCUACCAUCACUUAAACCAUACAUUGAUAUUUGGCGGAAGCUACCGGUCCGGGGCCAUCAGAAUUAUGAACGAGCUCAUUGAAUUUGUGAAGAAGAAUAGUCAAGGCUGA